Pyrgilauda ruficollis (rufous-necked snowfinch) is the source of this 1539-nucleotide messenger RNA. RefSeq lists its product as uncharacterized. The record is from RefSeq and is a predicted model, not a curated record. NCBI's taxonomy places the organism in Eukaryota, Metazoa, Chordata, Aves, Passeriformes, Passeridae. The transcript is spliced from 11 exons. Bases 46 to 1539 code for a protein of 497 amino acids.
AUCUGGCUGUUUUUCUUCCUGUUCUGGCUGGGACAAGGCAGGCGGAUGGCUCCCCCAGGUUUUGUAGAGAGCAGUUGCCGCUCCAGAAUUUUUUGGAUGAAACUGAAUAAACUCUUGCUCCAGGGAAAGUUCUUCCAGCUGGAAAUCUAUGAUCCUCAUUCUGGCCCUGUUCUGCUGGAUGAGAAAUUAGCAUCUCGCUGUGGCUAUGUCCUGUCAGAAGACGUGUGGGGCAAUCCCGUCUUCCGCGCCUCGGCGCUCGGCUGUCACGUGGCCAAUGAGGCAGAUGAGCUGUUUUCACUGACUGUGAACAUCAAGGUCUCCUCAUUUUCAAGCAUGAGGGCAGCUGUCACCUACACCUACCCCAUGUACUGCUCCUAUGCAUCCUGGGCUUCAAGAGAAAUUGUGUGUGAAGAAAACUACAUGGAGGUGUCAGUGAAGACUGAUGUCCCAGCAGUUUCAAAUGACUACACCGUAGCAUGGAUGUCAGCACUGCCAGAGACUCAAAAUGUUGCAUACCAGCAAUGGCAACUGAUGUUUGUUUCUCCAUCAGGGAGAAAGAGAAUAACAGUAAGUGAUGCAGUAAAACUGGGCUACAGCUUCAAUAACAGCCUGUCCCGAGUGUACCUGCGAGCGCCCUACCACAGCAACGAGUCUGAUGUCAGCGUGGUCAGUGGUGUAAAUAUGAACAUGAUCACUUCCACUUCCAUGUACAGGCAGCGGUGGCUGCUUUUGCUGAUUGACACAACGGUCUCCUGUCCUGUUGAUGGCAUCAGCUUCACCGAUACCACGCUAACAUGGACCGUGCCAAGAGUUAUCCCCACGCUAGUGGUCCAGGAAUCCACCUUUCUGUCUAAAAGCAUUGUAAUGGGAGUGGAUGAUCAAGUCAUAGUGAAUCCAGAGGAGAUGAACUACUUACUGGAGUACAACGAGACACACAUCAGAAUAACCAUCCCUACUGGAGCAGAAGGAGGCAAGCUAGAGAGCUCCAUAUCUGGUGGUGUCUACGGAGUCAUUUACUGCAUUGACCUGUUUCUGGAGCACACGUGGACGGAUGCAGAUUGGCAAACCACGAAGUAUACAGUCAUCAAAACCAUCACCACACCUUUCAUGCCACAAAUACCAACUGUUACCAACAACACUGUGCCAGAGGAACGGCUAUUUAAUCUUGCAUUUGGACACUUUCUUCCCGAUGUCUCUCUGGUGGCAAUCACAGUAAGAAAUGUGCCAUUUUCCCUGAGGGAAGCACAGCACCAUGGCUUCAAGAUUUAUGAAACUCCCUUUUCUAAUGGAACAAAAGCAUUUAUCCUGGAAGUCUCUUUUGAUGAUCCAUAUGUUCUGAAAGAGUAUGUGAAUAGAAAUGAAACAAAAUACACCCUCCUGGUCAACUACACCCUUAGCGUGGGUCCAGAGAUGACACUCUACUAUCAUUCAGCAGAGGUGGAGUGUGUGAUUGCUGAUAUUGGUAAGCUUUCCCCUGACAUUAACUGGUUUGCAUCAACAGCAUGGCUGUCAUUGAAUUCAGUGAGAGCAUCAGAGUGA